Molecule: messenger RNA, 996 nt
Organism: Boleophthalmus pectinirostris (great blue-spotted mudskipper)
Lineage: Eukaryota; Metazoa; Chordata; Actinopteri; Gobiiformes; Gobiidae
Product: trace amine-associated receptor 13c-like
Exons: 2
Coding region: 1-996 (331 amino acids)
Biological process (GO): G protein-coupled receptor signaling pathway
Cellular component (GO): membrane
Molecular function (GO): trace-amine receptor activity
Source: RefSeq, a predicted model, not a curated record
AUGGAGAUCAUAGAGGAGUAUGAUUUCUGUUUUCCACAUCUGUUCAAUGCUUCUUGUAUAAAGAUUACACGGCCUUAUGCUAUAACUAUGCUUGUUUACACUGUGUUAUAUUUUAUUUCAAUGGUGACUACAACUCUCAACCUGCUGGUUAUUAUUUCAAUCUCACACUACAAGCAGCUCCACACACCCACCAACCUCCUCCUCCUCUCUCUGGGUAUCUCUGACUUUUCCGUGGGCCUUCUCAUGUUUUUACAGACUCUGUUUGUUGAUGGAUGUUGGCUAUUAGGUGAUGCCAUGUGCAUUGUGUAUCAGUAUCUCUCGUAUGUUGUUACCUGUGCUUCAAUGGGAACAAUAGUGCUUAUAUCCGUGGAUCGCUACAUUGCCAUUUGCCAGCCUUUACAUUACUACACAAAAGUCACCGAACAUAGGGUUAGAUUUUGUAUAUGUCUUUCCUGGCUUUGCACUGUGGUCUAUAGUGCACUGGUUCUUAAAGAUAACAUGUCAAAACCAGGCUCCUUCAACAGUUGCUCAGGUGAAUGUGUAGCAGCCAUUAAUUAUUAUGUAGGAAUUGUUGAUCUUUUUAUAUCUUUUAUCUUCCCUGUUAGUGCUAUUGCUGUUUUAUACAUGAGAGUAUUUGUUGUGGUGGUGACUCAAAUUCAGGCCAUGCGUUCCCAGAUCACUGCGGCAAAAUCACAAAGAACUGUAUACGCAAAUAAAUCUGAACUAAAAGCUGCCAGAACAUUAGGAGUUGUGAUUAUAAUGUUCCUCAUAUGUCUGUGCCCAUAUUAUUUUGUAGUGCUCACAGGUCAGGACACUGUACUUAAUGCCUCAAAUGCCGCUGCUGUGCUUUAUCUAGUAUAUUUUAACUCAUGCUUAAAUCCAAUUAUAUAUACCUUUUUCUACUCGUGGUUCAGAAAAUGUCUUAAAAACAUAGCAACACUUCAGAUACUUAAGCCCGGUUCCAGUAAGACUAACAUAAUGUCCACUGACAAAUAG